This is a messenger RNA of Paramuricea clavata, 1530 nucleotides long. The record is from the annotation of a GenBank genome assembly. Lineage: Eukaryota; Metazoa; Cnidaria; Anthozoa; Malacalcyonacea; Plexauridae.
AUGACUUGGCUGAAGUAUUUAACUGUUUUUUUUUCCGAUCUUACAUCACAUUUUACUCCUUUAACACGCGAGGAAGAACAAUUGGAUUUCAAUGUACCAGGUGAAUACCUCAUCGACGCUAAUAAAGUGUACAAUGAACUCCGCAAAAUUAAAACCAAUAAAAGCCCUGGUCCAGAUAUGAUACCUAACAAAAUUUUGAAAGUCUUUGCAUAUGAACUUGCCCCAGUCAUUACGGACAUUUACAAUUCGUCUAUCAUUCACGGCGUGUUUCCGAUGAACCUCAAACGGUCUAUUGUAGUUCCAAUCCCUAAAGUCUCACUACCUCAAAGCGUGGAGGACGAUCUAAGACCCAUAUCAUUAAUGUCCCAAAUUUCUAAGGUCAUGGAGGGGUUCACCUUGACAAAAUUAUUUGCCCAAAUUGAGAGUAAAUUGGACACGAAGCAGUUUGCGUUACCAGGGAAAUCUACGACUCCCGCCCUAACAUACCUCCUGCACACCAUUUUGUCUGCCCUUGAGAACACUUCCUGCUCUGCUAGAUUGUUUUUUGCAGACUUUAAAAAGGGGUUCGAUCUUGUUGAUCAUAAUGUCAUAAUAUGCGAGCUGGAAAAUCUUGGUGUACAUCCUGCCCUAGUGAGGUGGAUAAAAGCUUUUCUUAGCAAUCGUGAACAGUGUGUGCGAAUUGAAAACUCAUACUCGUCGUGGAAGAAAACAAACGGUGGUCUACCACAAGGAACAAAACUAGGCCCGCUGCUUUUUGCAGUCCUUGUAAAUUCUUUGCUCAAGGAUUGGCCUGGGAGAGUCAAAUUUGUUGACGAUACUACGGUCUUGGAAAUAAUUCCACGAUGUUCACCCAGCUUCCUACCAAUUAUCGUGGACCAAAUAUCCGAUUAUGCAAACGAACGAGGAAUGAGACUAAAUCCAAAGAAAUGCAAAGAUAUGGUUAUUACGUUUCUUAAGUAUAAACUAGUAGAAAAUGACAUUUUUAUAGGCGGUGAUGUGGUGGAGAGAGUCUCCAGUUUUAAACUACUAGGCGUGUGGUUGACUAACAAUCUUUCGUGGGAUAUACACGUAGAUAAAAUUUUAAAGAAAGCGAAUUCACGCAUCUAUGCUUUACGCCUAUUAAAGAAAGCUGGAUUGAGCCCUUUAAACAUUGUUCAUAUUUAUUGUGCAGUUAUAAGAUCCCAGUUGGAGUAUGCAUCACCAGUUUGGUCCGCUCUUCCAAAGACAUUAUCAGACCUUAUUGAGUCGGUGCAAAAAAGAGCUUUAAAAAUUGCGUAUCCCACUCUGUCUUAUGAUGAAGCAUUACACAAAAGUAACAUUAAACUACUGAGUACAAGAAGAGAAGAAGCAUGUAGGAAAUUAAUUAACUUACUUCGAGACCAAGAUUCGCCACACAACCCUUUAACUGCAAUAGUUAAAUCCGGUCUACCAGACCGAACUCAUAAUUAUGAUCUGCGUAAUAAUAAUCCACAACUCUUACCGAUAAUGUCUGAACGGUUAAAGAACUUUUUUACCAUUAAGUAUAGUUAA